AUGCCAGAGCACAGAAAGGCACGCCAGCCAUUCUGGCUCAGCAAAGCCGCCCUCGCUGUCUUCAUCCUUGUUUUCAUCACCUGCGCCGUCUCGCUCAUCGUCCUUAACACUAUCAUAACAUCCCGAAACGGUCUCUCACUUUCCAUCUCUUCGAGUUCCUACUCCUGGACCUACGGACCCACGGCAAUUCUUAUCGUUGUUUUAAGUUUCUGGAGACGCGUAGACUAUUACUACAAAUUGAGAGAGCCAUGGCGCGAGUUACUAGCCGGUCCAUCAUCAAGCGAGAAGUCUUUAUUGCUCAACUACAUCACGAGUUUCCAAGUUGUCAGCAUCACACAGGCGGUGAAGCGUCGUCAUUUUGCCGUCGCUGCAUCUAUCUUGGGCUUCUUCCUCAUCAAGCUUAUCAUUCUUAUUUCAACGACUCUUUUUGUCGUGAUGGAGACUGAUUCGCAGAGGUUUGAUAAUGUUACCAUGUACGAUGCCUUUGAUACUGCGGAAUUCUGGCUCUCUUAUUACAGUGGUGGCGUGAGUUUGCCAGAUGGUCGUCUCUUUCGCGGUGGUGAAUCGGACAAUUCUAUCUGGACAUACUUGAGCACUCUGAACAACGCGACGACAGAGAAGGACGAUUGGAAACUGCCGAAUGACCUGGUUACGCAAAGGUUUGGUCCUACAGCUGAUGCAUCCAACCUCACGCGUCUCGAACACGCUGUCGAUAUAUUCGUUCCUCAAAUCUCCUGUGAAGAUGCUACACUAUCAGCACUGGAUAGCAAGAAGAAAGACCAUGACACAGAAUGGCGGAAUUACACUUUUACCUCGGAAACAUGCGCCCACACUGGCAUCUUGGUCGAACCCUGCAAGGGCGUGAGAUAUGGUGAUCCAGCCAUUGAUAUAGACGCUUCCAACCCAUGCCAGGCACAACCUCAUGUUUACUCUUCAUUCCGAGUCAACUGUUCGAGCGGCGUCGAAGACCCUUAUACUCAAAGAGAGUGGCCCAAAGACAUGGAGCCAUUCGAUAUUCGAUACGCUAUCUCUGUUGCGGAUUUUAAAUCAACCGUCGAAAGGUCUGGAAAUGAAAGCCAAGUCACGGGAAUGAAACUAAUCAAGUCAUCGGCUCUUAUAUGCAAGAUUGGUUAUGGGAUUGCAACCGCCAACGCAACACUAGACGUAUUGACUGGCAAUGUAUCAUUCCCCGAAUCCGCUAUUGGUGGAGAGCUCAGGCUCUUGAGCAAUCUAUCAAGUAUUGCAUUGGCAGAAUUACUGUGGACAAACCUCGAACGCACGUCAGAGUCUCUUAUUGUGGACGAAAAAGUGCCUACCCUCAAACCACUAGUAAAAGGGACUGGCAGUGAACCAAGAGCGGCAGAUGUCCUAUUUCAGUUGAUGUAUGCCCAGCUUGGUCGCCCGAACAAUCUCGACGCAUUUUAUAAAACGAAUGUUCUCAAGAACACGACUAUCUCGGUAUUGGAGGGCAUAGCACGUGAGUUUGCGAGGGAUUCACUUCUUGUCCAAAACGUCAUCCGCAGCUCUGCGAAAGGGUGGGCGACUGAGAAUCGUCUACACAUGAGGCCUGUUGCGCUUUGGACUAUGGUGGCAUGUUUCUUCCUUUUGGUUAUCAUGUGUUUAUCACUAUUUGUCCUGGGGCCUGAGCGAUUUGAAUGGAUCCCUGCCAUGUCUGGCUCUUUAGCUGGCAGCGCAGCUAUACUUUCCAAAAGUCCUGACCUACAAACUAUUUUGACCGGCUCAAGUCACUUGACGACCGAGGAAUUGGAAAAGAAACUUGCUGGCGUUCGGUUCUCUGCUUCGAAGAAGAUCGAUGAGAAUCUUGAAAUUCAAACUGGAUCCAGCUCUGAAUCUACACGUCAAGUAUCCCGUACCACGAGCAAGGAGCAGGAGAAGAAACAUAUCUGGACACCAUUGUCAGCUCGCAUCGCUAUGAUUAUACCAACGUUUCUCACUCCUUUAAUCACAAUCGGUAUCCUCGAGCUUCUAUAUCACCUUGUCCGACGCGAAAGUCAUUUCGUUCGGAUCAAUGGAGACUCAACUACGCUAUCAUACAUCAUUCGUAUCUCAUCAACCCUGAUCAUCUUCGGCAUAGCAACAAUGAUUAAUAAUCUAGACUCUACUAUAGUUAUUUUUGCCCCAUUCUCAAAUCUCCGAUCCGGUAGUAGCAGACCUGAUCAGGGCAUUCUGUUCCAUCUUUUAUCAGUCAACCCUUUCCUCGUCAUGUUCAAAUCUCUUGAGCGCCGUCAAUUUGGGCCUGCAGCAUCGAAUGGUUCAACUCUGAUCGCGGGAUUCUUGACUAUUAUAGUCUCCGGUCUUUGGUUACCGGUCAACUCUUUCAUCGUUGAUCAUCCUUCCACCGCGGCUGUGAAUAAUUGGGAUCUCAGUUGGUUCUCUGAUCCUAUUACUGAUGGAGGUGCGGCUGUUGCUUUGAACCUGGUGCAUUACGGUGGUGCUAAAACACCCCCUGGAAUUUGGAAAACUAUGGUAGUCCCCGAAGUAACCGUAUCAGACAAACCCGACGGUACACGUAGUGGUGCCAAUUAUACCUACAGUGUUAUGGCCCUUGAGCCCGCCUUGAACUGUACAGUUAUUCCUCAAAGUGCCAUAUCAACUCGGAACUUUACCUACCAAGUCCAUGCUGGACGAGAAGACGAAUUCAACCAAGUCAAUGGCACAUUGGUGGCCGUUCGGCCCCCAGGGAUCGACCCUCGAUGUUCUGAUUCUUCCAUUGAUGGCUAUGCAAAUCUUACCUUUGGGAUUGAACUGGAGGCAUCUUAUCCACGCUCAAUCGGUAAGUACUUUGACCUUGUUCAAUCAGCUGCCGGUCAGGUCUCCACCGAUUGUCCAUCCGUUGGCAUACUCUUUGGCAUGGUUGCACCAUUUGUUGAAACAAAUCUCACUGCACUUGUUUGCUCUCAAACGAUAAAGCAAGUUCCAGUGAGAGUGACGUACAAUGGGAGUCCAUCCUUUAGGGGAAUCGAGGAUGUGCAGAGACAAGGUGACUAUAGAAUGGUGCAAAAUGAUGCCAAGGCGCAUACGCUAGGGUAUAAGAUCGAAGGGUUUUUAAAUGAGACUCUUUUACCUUUUUCUAGCUACCCAUCGUCAGAGACAGAUUAUGAUUCUUUCUUCAACCAUUUAAUUCUUCGACCUGGCCGCUACACACGCAGCGAACUAGAAGGUGCUGAGAACGAAUGGCUUUUCGUCCAGGCGGUGACGGAAGAGUACGACGAGUACCUCAGACACGUCAUACAUCACAAUAUCCGAGCCAAAGACCAGAGCUCUGCUAUCAAUAUUCUAAGCGCCACCAACGACAGCUCUACGGAAUCGUUUCAGUCGACGACAAUUGGGCUUUACUCAGCAGAGAUAACACAUCUCAUCAUCGACCCAACAUCAAAACUCAUUCUUCAAGUUCUUCUUGGUACUAUGACUAUUCUCAGUGCCAUAGGUUUUCUUCUCGUCAAGAUACGCGGAACCCUUCCUCGAGAUCCAUGUAGUAUUGGGAGUACUAUGGCUUUACUUACAAACUCACCGCUGUGUGACCCAGGAGCGGGGAUCCUUCCUGAGGAUGCGCAACAUUUGAGUGAGAGUCAGUUAUUGAAGGCAGUUAGUGGAUGGGUAUUUAGUGGGAAAUUGAUCUAA
This is a messenger RNA of Fusarium poae, 3642 nucleotides long. RefSeq lists its product as uncharacterized. Lineage: Eukaryota; Fungi; Ascomycota; Sordariomycetes; Hypocreales; Nectriaceae. The transcript has a single exon. The coding region runs from base 1 to 3642 and encodes 1213 amino acids. The record is from RefSeq and is a predicted model, not a curated record.